Messenger RNA from Cynara cardunculus var. scolymus (artichoke), 447 nucleotides. RefSeq lists its product as uncharacterized. The transcript has a single exon. The record is from RefSeq and is a predicted model, not a curated record. Bases 1 to 447 code for a protein of 148 amino acids. Lineage: Eukaryota; Viridiplantae; Streptophyta; Magnoliopsida; Asterales; Asteraceae.
AUGUCGCCGUACCAGUUAGUUUUUGGAAAAGCAUGUCACCUCCCGCUCGAAUUGGAAUAUAAAGCUUUUUGGGCGAUAAAAGAAUUUAAUUUUGACGCAAAUUCGGCGGGAGCAAAAAGAAAACUCCAACUUAAUCAGUUGGAAGAAUGGCGAUUUCACACCUACGAGAAUGCUAAACUCUAUAAGGAAAAAACAAAAUUUUGGCAUGAUCGUAGGAUAAAUCACCGAAUUUUCGAAAAUGGUCAAAAAGUUCUUCUUUUUAAUUCUCGAUUAAAGCUUUUUCCCGGAAAACUUAAGUCGAGAUGGUCUGGACCAUUCACCAUUGUCAAUGUGGGAAAAUUCGGAACGGUAGAUCUUUUGAAUCCGCAAGAUAAUAGCACUUUCAAAGUUAACGGGCAKCGGAUAAAGCAUUUCCUCCCGGAGGGAAUGAUCGGUCCAACCCAGUAA